UGUCCUUUUAACAAUUGUCUAUGAGGCUGUACUGUAGGAAAAUUGUCCAAAAUAUCCACAUUUCAAGCUGUCCACCUUCAUUAUCAAGUAUUGUAAUACUUGCUUAAUCAUUAUGCCAUGUCUGCUUUCAAAAGAUUACCAGCCAUUAAUUUUGAGUGGUGUAAUUUAAUGACACCUUACACCUAGCCAUAGGAUUUUAUAAGGUUAUAUGUAAAACUGUUGCUAUUAUAAGCCCUCAGUUUUCACAUUUUUCCAGUCACUGGGAAAUUUGUGGUUUCAACCAAAACAGCCUUUACCUUUUUCUUUUCCAUAGAAUAAAGUAAAACAUUAAACACGAAUUUUAACAAGUUUAUGAUAAUGAGGGAAACUGUGGUUUUGUUUGAAUUUAAAUUAAAAGCAGGGAAUAUUUUCAAAAAUAUCUUAGUCAUAUUUUUAACAUAACUCCCCCUUCACACACAUACACAUUCACACUUACACAAAUAUACAGAUAUGUGAGCAUGUUUUGGUCAGUUCUAUUCAUUUUCUUUUCCAAUUUUCUCAUGCCUGCUUUGUUUUUCCUGUUGUACUCCCAAACUCUGUGGUCAUCGUCGUCCUCGUUGUGGUUGGUGAUAUCGUUGUGCUCCAUAGGUGGAAAACGGCAGCUCGUUUCCUCCAGCAUCAGAGAGUGGUGCCAAAGAGCUAAGUGUUAGCCCUUACAGUGCUGAUGAAUCAAUGAAACCAGGUAAAUUGAGUGAGGUCAAUAAAAGUACUGGUGAUUGUUGCAACUCCGAGCCAGUUAGAGGUGACAAACAGGAGCCACGCAAGAAGAAGAAGGAGCGGCCUGAAAGAGCCCUGUAUGACCCACGCAAAGCCUUGGAAAGACGUCAACAGUCAGAAACGGCUCGAUUGCAGUAUCAUGAGAAAGGAAAUAAUAACCCAGAUAAAGGAGGAAACAUUUCUGAGAAUAAGGCAGGAAGCCAAGAAAAAGUUUUACCUGAACGUCGUGACAGAAAUGCUUCUCAUGACAAGAAUAAGGGUAACUUAGAUAAGAGCCGGGUGGAUAACAAUAAGACCAACUCUGAAAAAGUCUCAUAUUCUAAAGGUGGAUACAACAUAGAUAAAGCAGCUGCAAACAAAGGCAGUGCAGAAGUUGCUUCUCUGUCCAGCAUUGCUGCUAGUAUGGAAGGUGGAGUUUCUGUUGAAAACUCCGUUUCUGCAGAUGUUAGCAGUCAUAUCAUUGAGGAGAGCAGGUGCCAUGUUGAGGAGUGAAAGUUCAGUGAAUGGUUAAUUCCAACCAUGAUAAAUAAAGUACAUGAAUUGUUCACUGCCAUUUACAGCUACUGAACAUCUGUUGCAUCCUGCUGCACAAUAGCAGGUUACAGUGAAGUGUUGUUCAUGGCCCAAUAUAUGGUGAGAGAGUGUCAAGUUGCACAUUGACCAUACAGACAGACCUGAGUGGAUGAUACUGAAUUCUUGGGUUUAACUAUUCUGUUAGAGGAAUUUUGCUGGGGAAUGUCAAAUACUUCUGUCCUCCCAUCUUCAGACACACUAAGUAUUUUUGUUCUCCCUUUUCAUUUGAAGGAAUAUUUAAUAAAUUCUUAAACAAACUGUG
Octopus bimaculoides (California two-spot octopus) is the source of this 1591-nucleotide messenger RNA. RefSeq lists its product as uncharacterized. Gene Ontology annotation, cellular component: nucleolus; cytoplasm. Gene Ontology annotation, molecular function: mRNA binding. Gene Ontology annotation, biological process: nuclear-transcribed mRNA catabolic process, nonsense-mediated decay; positive regulation of translation. The record is from RefSeq and is a predicted model, not a curated record. NCBI's taxonomy places the organism in Eukaryota, Metazoa, Mollusca, Cephalopoda, Octopoda, Octopodidae.